GCGCGGUAUAAACACGUGUCUGUGAGAAAGUUACUGUAGAGACACGCUGUUUUAUUUAAUGUUUUAUACCCUGUAGUGUGUAUGAUUUGUUUCACGAUUUAAAUGUUUGAUCUAAAAGGAUGAGAAAUGUAACCACAGAUUUUUCACUCAUCCAAUAAGAUAUCGAUGUAGAAGUAAGUUUACACUCACUGGAGGAUCUUUCUAAAUUAAAUACAGUUUUAUUUACAGUUUCAUCUCCAAAGAUGUCCAGCCUCGCUGCUAAAUAUGACUACCUGCAGAAAUUCACCCGAAAAAGCUGCCAUUCUGAGGAUCAGAAGCCCAAGAAGAGAGGCUAUGUUCCAUUUCGAGGCAAAGGUGUCGGUGAAGGUGGUCCACUUAAGAAGAAGCAAAAGAACAACCAGGACCCUAGAAAAGGACGUAAUAUGAACACAAAUUACAGGAAGCCAACUCCAAAGAGUAUUCAUACAGCUGUACAGAAUGCUUCUCAGGUCAAAGUUCAUCAUGGGCAGCAAGUAAAGAUGCGGCAGAAGACUGAAGGUACAAAGUCAGAGGAGUAUAAUGCAGUGGAUAUUUUAAGGAAAAGACUUCAUGAGAAGAUUGAGGCGUCUCGGGGACAGGGCACUCCAAAAGAUCCCUCCUCAGAGGAAGUGCAGAAACGGCGAGCAAAACGAAAACAGGAGAGGGAGCGCAAGAAGAGGAAAAGAAAAGAAUUCCGGAUGAAGAAGUUAGCGGACAGUAUUUCAGCAGAGGUCAAAGUAGAAAACGAAACAGAACCAGCACCCGUGCCUCAGAGUGAUUCUACAGCAAGCAAACCUGCCAAAAAGGACACAAACUCCAUCGUCUUCAACAAGGUAGAAGUAGGGGAGGAGUACGUGGACAAAGGGACCAAGUUAACGGAGAAGAAGAAAAGGAAGGCAAAAGGAACUCUCACUCCCCUCACAGGCAGGAACUACAAACAGCUUUUGUCCCGAGUGGAGGCUAGGAAGGCUCGUCUUGAGGAGCUGAGAGAGAAGGACGAAAAGAAAGCCAAGAAGGAAGAAGAGAAAAUGCGGUGGACUAACGUCCUCUACAAGGCCGAGGGCAUGAAGAUCAAAGACAACGAGGACCUUCUGCGUGCUUCCUUGAAGAGGAAGGAGAAAAUGAAGACACGGAGGAAGAAGAAAUGGGCUGAAAGGAGUCAGCACGUGCUGGAGAAGAUGCAGCAGAGGCAAGAUAAAAGACGCAGAAACAUACAGAAAUUCAAGCAGAACAAGAUGGAGAAGCGUAAACAGAGAGUCAGGAAGAAAGGCAGGGUGCUGCCUGAGGAUCUAAAGAAGGCUGCUGUGUAGAGAGAGGAAAUGAGAUGAACUUUAGGUAGGUUUAGGUGAAAUGUAAGAAAAAGACAAAGUCCAAACUUGGUUUCCAAUUCUGUGAAGUUUUAAUUCAGUGUAAAUAUAUUAGAUACAUUAAGCCAGAUACUUUUAUUUGUAAUAUUGGUGUUGAUACCUCACUGAAUAACUUGAUCAUUGUCUGUUAAGUAGGGAAAAUACAAAAAUAUGCAAAUAUAUGCAUUUUUUUUUUUAAACAAUGAUCGGACUGAUUGUAUGAAUAUGUCUUACUGCCUAUCUUGAUGCUGUCAUGGAAUUUUCUGUCGAGAAAGAGUUGGUGUGUCAGCCUUCUUUGUAUCUUUGUAGUUCAAUAAAUACAGUUUUGGUGGUUA
Pangasianodon hypophthalmus (striped catfish) is the source of this 1699-nucleotide messenger RNA. RefSeq names its product surfeit 6 (gene surf6). The coding region runs from base 243 to 1328 and encodes 361 amino acids. Gene Ontology annotation, cellular component: nucleolus. Gene Ontology annotation, biological process: ribosomal large subunit biogenesis; ribosomal small subunit biogenesis. The transcript has 5 exons. Gene Ontology annotation, molecular function: RNA binding; DNA binding. The record is from RefSeq and is a predicted model, not a curated record. NCBI's taxonomy places the organism in Eukaryota, Metazoa, Chordata, Actinopteri, Siluriformes, Pangasiidae.